UUGUGUUUUCUGCAUAAAAGGCGCUGAGAAGCCAAAGUUCUGCUCAUUGAAUUCAAGAUCACUGACUGAGARCAAGAUUUAAAAGGAGAGACGUACUUCAAGAACUUGUACUCAAGACAAUGAAUCUCAAGAUUCUUAUUCUGCUUUGCCUCGUCACCAUUCUCACUCUUCCUGAUGCGGACGCUUGGGGGGUAAGAAGAAGGAUACGAUUUAGAGUCAGACUUAGAAGAGUUGUACGAGUGGUAUGCAGUGUGAGCUGUAAGGUCAAAGGCUGCAAGUACACCUGGGUUCACCACAAGCUCAGACGUGUUUGCCACAGGACUUGCGGUAGAGUCUGCCGUAAGAUCUUUGGUAAGAGAGACGCAGAUGAAAGUCUUGGAAUGAUCCAGGAUGACAUCGCUUUUAAUAAAAGGAGUUUUUCUGCCGAAAUAUCCUUGCGCCAACCGGCUCGUCUCUCUAUGUACGAUACAGACAAAGAUGGUCGCAUUUCAAGAGCCGAGUUCAUGGCGAUUCAGCCACGAGACAGCGAUGUUAAAUCGAUUAAAAAGGCUUUUGAUGCCAUGGAUACCAACGGGGACCACUACAUUGACUGCAAGGAGUUUCUUAAAGCCAAAGUCGAGUAUCGGGGCAGACCGCGAUGCUAAAUACUGACGAAGCAUUCGAAUUCCUUGUCAUGUUGUAGCUGAAAACUGCAUGAAAAUUAGUCGAAAAAUUAGUCUGAAAAAGCUGAUAUUAAGUUAUCAUGUCAUUAAAGCUGAAUUAAAUGAAUUAGCAUUAAACGAUAAGCAUGGAA
Messenger RNA from Exaiptasia diaphana, 793 nucleotides. RefSeq lists its product as uncharacterized. The record is from RefSeq and is a predicted model, not a curated record. The transcript has 5 exons. Bases 120 to 644 code for a protein of 174 amino acids. Gene Ontology annotation, molecular function: calcium ion binding. Lineage: Eukaryota; Metazoa; Cnidaria; Anthozoa; Actiniaria; Aiptasiidae.